AUGACAAGUAAUAAUGUUGGAAAAAUAGGAAACUUUGGUAAUAUUGUUUAUGAUUCUGAUAAUGAUACGCCUAAUUUAAAGAGACGAAUAGGUGUUAGUGCAACUGAAGUUGAACUUCUAGAUGAUAUACCACCUGCAUUAGGAUCAGGUAUAACAAGUUCUGAAAAUAAUGUAUCUGAUAAAAAACGAAUAUUUGAAUCACAAAUACCAUCAUCAGUAAUAAAUAAAGAAAAUCAAUCAAAUAAUUAUCAAACAUUAUCUUUUAAUAAAGAACAACCAAAAUCAAAUAUUGCUUAUCAAGAUAAUAAUGAUCAACAACUUAAUCUUGCAGUUGAUAAACUUUUAGAAAAAUAUGCACCAGAUGCUCUUCCACAAAAUGUAAUAAAUACGUCUACUAGUCGUCAACAACCUUCGCAAGUCAAUGUAGUAACUGCGCGUGAUGAUCCAUCAUUUUCUACAUUUCAAACAAAUGCUCCAUCAUCAUCAACAACUGCAAAUAAUUAUUCAAGUGUAAUUCGACCAAACAAAGGACAAAUAUUUCAAACAAACACACAAACAAAUAAUAAUAAUAAUAAUAGUCAACCGUUCAUACGUUCACAUCCAGAAGUUAACUAUGAUAGUACUCAAUAUGCUAAUUCAUCACAAAAACCUCAACCAUCAGCAUCUAUUAAUUCUCGAAAUGGCAAUUUUCCUUCGGUUGUGCCUGGUAAAUUAUAUGCUUUAGUUGAUGAUCCACUACAUAUAUUUUACGACAGACAAUAUCCAACUUCUUCUAAAACAAAAUUACCAUCACAACAACAACAACAACCGUCUUUUCAAACUACAUUUCAACCUUCAAAUAAUUUUCAAACAACUCAAGAUCCUUCAGUAAGUGUAUUUACUAGUACAUCAAGAAGAAAUCCUCAACAACCAAUACCAACAACAAUCAAUAAGAAUUCAAAUGGUUUGGAAUCACUUAAUCUCGAAAACUUAAUAAAACGUGUUCAACAAGAUUAUUAUCAAGAAAUUAAACCAUAUGUAUCAAGUGUUCGAUUUGUUGAAAAAGAUCGUGAAUAUGGUCAAAGUUUAGCAGAUAUUGGUUUUAUAACACCGAUUAGUGUUCGAAGAGGUUUUACUAAACAAGCAGAUGAUAUUUUACGACGUAGUUUUGGUCGACAAGGUCAUCGACAACAACCUGUUAAUCUUCCUGAUUCUAAUGAUUAUUCUGAUGACGAAGGACAUGACGAUAUAGAUAAACUUCGUCGACCAAAUCGGAAUCGUCCAUUAGAAAAAUUUGAUUCUAAACAAUCAUUUACUUCUGUUACAUCAGUAUCAACAUAUAGUAGUGAUUAUGAUGAUCGAUAUUCAUUACCACAAGAUCGAAAUAAAAUAAAUGUUCGUGAUCAAUCAACAUCACCACCUCCAAAACUAGAUCAAACAAAAGCACAACAAGGAAUACAAAAUCUUCUUCCUGCUUCUACGAUUGCUCCAGUAAAACCAAUGACAAGAGAUGACACUGAUGAAGAAGUUGAAACACCAACAACCAGUCCUCGGAUAGCUAUAAAGCCUGCAAAGCGUAUUCCAUUAGAUCAAUAUUCAAUAAGUUCUGCUGAACAGACAACAUCCAUUGAUGAGGAAGACCCUAUAGCUAACUAUAACGAACAUGACAAUGCUACUAAUUCUCGAUCAAAUGUACCUGGAGCAGCUAAUAAUAUAAUUAAAAGUUCUCCUAUUGUAGAACCUAUCGAUAAAAAAACAGUAAAUCAAAUACAACAACGUAGUGAAGAUAUUCAUCCAGUACCACCAACAAUUCGUGGACCACAAACAAAUGUAACUUCACCAAAAGAUUCUCGAAUUCCAGUGAAAAGAAUUGAUAGUGACGGAAGUGAUAUAGAUCUAUCUGACACAGACGAAGCUACUGACACUGAUGAUGACAAUAAACCACCGGCACCUAAUAAUAAAUUACCAAGUCCAUCAAUAACUCGAUCAAAUGUUCAACCACCUUCAACUAAUACACCAAUUGUACGACCUCCAACUGCACCACAAACGAAUACUCGUGAUCCAACACCACAAACAAAUAUUCGUGGUCCAGCAUCACAAAUAAAUACUCGUGAUCCAGCACCACAAACAAAUACUCGUGGUCCAGCACCACAAACAAAUACUCGUGAUCCAGCACCACAAACAAAUACUCGUGGUCCAGCACCGCAAACAAAUACUCGUGAUCAAGCACCACAAACAAAUACUCGUGGUCCAGCACCACAAACAAAUACUCGUGGUCCAACAACACAAAAUGUACCACCUACUGCUACACAAACAAAUAUUGAUAAUAAUGCAAGACAAGCUGGUGGAUCAACAGUAAAUCCAACAAAUCAACGAAAUGCACCAAAUGAACGAACUACAGCUGCUGCUGGUUCUACAAGCACGGGUUCGACUCGUUUAUUUAAACCAGAGGCUAAUUCUAGGUCUGCAAGUAAAGGUUCAGUUAAAGAUGGUUCAUCUACACUUGGAAAUAAAUUCAAAUCAAUAUUUCGUCGAAAACAAUCUUGA
Molecule: messenger RNA, 2526 nt
Organism: Rotaria sp. Silwood1
Lineage: Eukaryota; Metazoa; Rotifera; Eurotatoria; Philodinida; Philodinidae
Source: the annotation of a GenBank genome assembly